Molecule: messenger RNA, 572 nt
Organism: Desarmillaria tabescens
Lineage: Eukaryota; Fungi; Basidiomycota; Agaricomycetes; Agaricales; Physalacriaceae
Product: AAA domain-containing protein
Exons: 2
Coding region: 144-518 (124 amino acids)
Source: RefSeq, a predicted model, not a curated record
UGUCAACGUAUCGGGUGGACGGGAAGGGGAAAGAAGUAAAAGUUGGAUUGUGAGUCUUCGCCUUAAAACAAUCGGUUUGACCCAUUCACGCUUGAGUUCAGAAUGAGAAGGAAAUUCAAGCUGUGGUCAAGAUUGCAAAAAUAAUGCAGGACCGCGGCAAAUCAUUCAAGGUGAUAACGCCAUACGAUGCGCAGAGGUCCGCCAUCGAGAAUGCGCUAAAGGACGCUAUGCUGACUUGGAAGGAUAAAUGUUACAAUGUCGACUCCUUUCAGGGAAAUGAGGACGACUAUAUCAUUGUUUCCGUCGUACGGUCUAAGAAGCUCGGUUUUCUCGUAAAUGAACGCCGUGUUAAUGUUAUGUUGACACGAUGCAAGAAGGGAAUGAUUAUAUGCUCUAGCCGCGCUUUCUUAGAAGGAAUUGGCUCCCGGUCUUUGAUCGGAGGAUUGGCAGCGCGGAUGGGCACUAGAUCAUGGGUUGAAUACCAUGAAGUACUAAACGGUAGACUUCCUACAAUUUAGAGUAUUUAGAGUAUAUUCAUAUCGCCGGUAAUUCUUCCGAUAUACUGGAUGGUU